Molecule: messenger RNA, 753 nt
Organism: Filobasidium floriforme
Lineage: Eukaryota; Fungi; Basidiomycota; Tremellomycetes; Filobasidiales; Filobasidiaceae
Exons: 4
Coding region: 1-753 (250 amino acids)
Source: RefSeq, a predicted model, not a curated record
AUGCGAGAGAUCGAAGACGAUAGAUAUCAUAAGGAUCACGGACGUCGUUCGGAACGAAGUAGAUACAAGGAGGUGCAGACUGGCAACCCGCUCAGAGUACAGCGACAAGCUCGCCUCAAGAAAGGACUAUGGGCUCGGUUCCCGAUCACCGCUGGAGUGUUUGACGUCCUACAACAACCGAGAUACAACCUUCAAAAGCCGAACGGCCAUCAGUACAAUUACCAACCGGCAUCAGGCGUCAGGUAUGCGAGACGGUGCGAGAGAAUUCAAGGAGCGGAGAACUUACAGGAACAAGUCCAUCCCACGGUCCAACGUCAAUACGAUCCAUCAUCCGGCCUGGCUGUUCGUAUCGGGGAAGGCAGGUCGACUUAUGAACGGGACGAUCACGAGCACAAUAUCGAAGCUCGAGAUUGGGGACUCACCGAUCAUCCGAUAGGUGAACGCCCGUGGUGCUGCCACUCGGGAUCGAUGGGAUCCCGGCCCGUAUACCCUCCAUGGGCCGAUCAGGUCUGGAACGCAAAGCCAUUCGGAGGUCGCGACAAGCUGGAACCCGGGUACCUCGCUGUUGCCGCCGUGUCGCCCGUCCUGGUGCCUACAACCUACGGCCUUCCGGAGGAACGAGGAGAGGAGGACCAGCCGUUCGUGCGUAGGAGCAAGCGGGCAAAAGCUGCGACGGGACGACCUGUCAUGCCGCUCGGAUGGUGGGAUGUCGAUGCUUUAAGCCCGCUUGAACACACCGCGCGGUACGUUUAA